This is a messenger RNA of Penicillium verhagenii, 2286 nucleotides long. RefSeq lists its product as uncharacterized. The transcript has 5 exons. NCBI's taxonomy places the organism in Eukaryota, Fungi, Ascomycota, Eurotiomycetes, Eurotiales, Aspergillaceae. The record is from RefSeq and is a predicted model, not a curated record. Gene Ontology annotation, molecular function: protein binding. The coding region runs from base 1 to 2286 and encodes 761 amino acids.
AUGUCUACCUCCAGCCAGGAGGACUUUGAUGAUGAGGGUAUCCCAUAUGACCAGAGACGAGGGAUCCGACCUCAGGUUUUUGCGCUAAACACCGAGGCAAAAAGCGAUAGAUUCUCAGUGAAACAUGACCAAGCUGCGCCUAGUGUUGCUACGUGGAGGUCCAACCUGGCUGACUUUAUCCGAAAGGCAGCUUCCUCGCAGAGACGGAACCUCCUUUUUGCGGCAUACGGAUCUGAGAUAUAUGUUUGGAUACCAUCGGGACCUCUGCAGCUUUUGGGAACGCAGCCUGAGAUGAUCAUCCAUCCUGUGAUGCGAGACCCGAAUGCAGACGGGUAUAUUGACCGAUCAAAUCCUCACACUAUCAAUGCUAUCUUGGUGGACGACCUUGGCCUGGAGGAGAUACUCUUACUGGGGACGGACUCUGGCAAUGUCUGCGCCUACCACGUGGAGGCCAUAUACUCCGCAGUGGUCCGAUGCGCCAGUCGAGGGCACCAGCGACCCUUUGAUGGUUCAGAGGUCACGCCUUUCUUUACGGAAAUCGUCGGCAUGAGCGCAUGGGGACUGGCAACACAUAAAUUUGCUCGUCUGAUCGCUGUCAGCGCCAACACCGGCCAGAUCACAGUGUUCGCAUUCGCGCUUGUGGAUUCUACACCCGUCAAAGAAAAAACUGGCGCAGACUUUUUAGUAGAUGAGCAUUUUGCACAGCCGGACCGAGAUUGGUUUCACGUUGAUACUAAGAAGCAAUUUCAGGAACUUCAGGACCUGAUGCCAGUCAACCAUCGAUCCCGGAAUUUACGACUUAGCUACAGGGGCCACUACAAUAACAUACCAUCUGUGUCAUUUGCGAACUUUGACCUGGAUGCCAAUGGCGAGUGGAUGGUGAGCACGGACAUAACGAAUCGAGUCAUAAUAUGGCGAAUCUGGGACGACUUAUACCCGCAUCGAGUAUAUUAUCCUGGUCAUCCUGAAAACAAUCCACCCCAAAGGGGCUGGACUGUGCUUCCGCUAGAUCCACGCACCUUCAAACGCCAUCAAUCCAUAGAAGACGCUUGUGGUUGUACACCAGCAUCACUUAUUAAAGGGGCGAGAGUAAUUCUGGAUCUAUCGAGGGGAAUCGCGGAGAUCAAUGAUGCGUCUCAGGUUCUCGUUACCGGUGACACCGAGUCUGAAAUUCCAGAAAUCCAUGGCCUCCCAGAUGAUAUCUUCCUUCAAAUACCAGAAUCUGAAGGAGAUUUCGAGCAAAGCGCAAAUGAAAAUGGUGCUGUACGCAACCUGCCCUCAAAUUCAGACGCAGACUUCCCAAAGGAAAAUCAGUCACGCUCAGUUCUCCAGGAUAAGCGUCCGCUGUCGAGCCUGUUUGAAGACGACAAUGAACACUACCGAGUGACCUCGAACCUACACCGUCAUUGGGUUGACGAGCUCGAGUAUGGCCCCAGUGUCGGAUUUUUAAAAUCACGAACUGUCCACCCGAACUCUCCAUCUUUUUACCCCGUCCUUCACUUCUCUGAACAUAACAUUAGCCUGGCGCCAUAUCCCUUAGAUUCCGAAUAUCACCUGCUGUCCAAAAGUGUCCUCUUUCAAACAACACCCAUCUCCAUGAUACCCAUCCACUCUGCCUGUGAUCGCUUUAAUAUGGUCGAAUACAUCCCCGAACUCGGCAUCGUGGUUGCUGCCUCGCAGAAAGGCCGCGUUGCAAUCAUCUGCCUGACCUGGCAAGAAGACGUCGGCUUCGCGUUCCGGGUUGACUGGAUUGUACCAUUUCUCUCACAAGAACGCCAAAAGAAACGCCCGCUGAUGCCUCUGCUUGGAAUCGCCGUUAGUCCAAUGCCAGGCUUUGAAAACCCAGCAGACGUCCCCAGUAUUCCCCAGGGGAUCGAUCCGGACGACUGGCUUUCCUUCAACUACCGCUCCCUCGACUCAGAUGACGACGGGGAAGCUCCGCCUUAUCCAUCCUCAUCCAGCACCUCAAAUCAACACAAAUCUCAAUCCGCCUCAUUUACCAAACCAACCGACCAGACUAUCCCAAGAACGGAUGCUAGUCUUGAAUCCGAAUCCAAUUCCGAAUCUGAAUCCCAGUCUGAUCAAUCGCUGUCAGAAAAUGUAUCAAAAUCCGAACCUGUGAAUCAUGGCUAUACACUGGCAGAGCUCCACGCCGAAGCUUCAUCUGGAUACCGCCCUCAAGAAUCUUGGCAUGGCUGUCAUUCCUCCCGGCACUACCGUCUCUUCUUGCUGUAUGUUGAUCAUACCGUGAUGAGCUACGAGUUCUGGCACGAAUGGAAGAAUUAA